This is a messenger RNA of Sinocyclocheilus rhinocerous, 6935 nucleotides long. RefSeq names its product homeobox protein cut-like 1. Gene Ontology annotation, cellular component: nucleus. NCBI's taxonomy places the organism in Eukaryota, Metazoa, Chordata, Actinopteri, Cypriniformes, Cyprinidae. The transcript has 24 exons. The record is from RefSeq and is a predicted model, not a curated record. Gene Ontology annotation, biological process: regulation of transcription by RNA polymerase II. The coding region runs from base 1028 to 5371 and encodes 1447 amino acids. Gene Ontology annotation, molecular function: RNA polymerase II transcription regulatory region sequence-specific DNA binding; DNA-binding transcription factor activity, RNA polymerase II-specific.
ACUGUUGGCUAAACAAUGAUUUGUUAUCAUCAUUAAUUGUGACAAUUAAUACGAUUACUUUGGAUCAUCACCAUGUAUCAUAAACAAUGAGGUGAGACGAUACUACACACAUCCAAUAGAGGUCGCUGCUCUCCAAGUUCAAGUUCCAAAGCAGUAUUUACAAUUCAUCAGGAAUCGACCGGACAAGGGUUUACGUUAUAACAUCAAAUCAUCUAAUGCCACCAUCUUAAACACCGUCCAUAACCAUUUAAAAUGCAUAUCGCUUCAUGCAGUAUUUAUAUGGAGAACGGUUAGAUUGUGUUUCAUUUUAUUUAAGCUAUCGAUCUCCGUAUCCACGUUCUUCACGCAAGAAUGCCCAUAAAAUCAAUAUAAUAUAUGUAUUGGUUUUUGAGUACAAACAGAGGGUAGCUGGACAUGUAGACGACCAACAGCAAAAACAUUAUAAGACAACUGCGUACACGCAAGAACAUACGAUAUAUUUUCAAUAGGAUUAAAAAUAAAAACAAAUCAGAAAUCAAUAUAUCGGGUGUACGAUCACAACAACAGGCCAGAAGGUUCUUCAUCUGACCAUGAGAAACCUAAAACCACUCAAGCGGCGCGUUGCUCGCAUGAUCGCGUCAGAUCUGAUCAGCGUCUCGUAAUAUCUAUCUAUAGUGAUAAUAAAAAAAUCAAUAACCGUAUAAACUCUCUUCUUUUAACGGAUGAAAACGUAUCCAGCAUCCCCCUCCCGCUCCUGCACCACGGGGAGCUCGACUCAACGCGGAAACUCCAUCCCGCGUUUUCUGCCUUUUAUUGAGGACGCUCUCAAUAAUUGUUUUCAGUAGUCCUUCCUAUUCAAUAUCGCAGGUCGGCGUUCGUUCGAUAACUCCGUUCCUCGCGCGCCCGCGCCGUUCGAUCUGCUCCGCUCCGUGUUUUGCGCGCGCUCCCCCGCCUCUCACUCUCUCGCUCGCGCUCUCUCUCUCGCUGAACUCCAGCCCCUCUCGCGCUCUCUCUAUCAGCCUUUCAUUCCGUCUCAAUAUGUCUCAAGAUGGCGGCCAAUGCGGGAUCGAUGUUUCAAUAUUGGAAACGCUUUGAUUUGCAGCAGCUCCAGAAAGAACUGGAUGCCACCGCCGCAGCCCUGGCCAACAGACAGGAUGAAAGCGAGCAGUCCAGGAAAAAACUCAUUGACCAAAGCCGCGAGUUCAAGAAGGAUACUCCAGAGGAUUUGCGUAAACAGAUAGCUCCUUUGCUGAAGGGCUUCCAAGCAGAGAUCGACGCCUUGAGUAAAAGAAGUAAAGAAUCAGAGGCUGCUUUCCUCAGCGUGUACAAGAGAUUAAUCGAUGUCCCAGAUCCUGUCUCGACUCUGGAGGCAGCUCAGCAACUCCAGGUGACUGUUCGGAAGAUGCACGACUUGGAGACAGAAAACCAGAGGCUCAAAGAUACACUACAAGAGUACGAAUGCGAAAUUGCAGAGGUUAAAAACCAAGAAGUCACUAUUAAAGCACUUAAAGAGAAGUUGGAGCAGUAUGAGCGUUCUCUGCAGGCCAAGAACACAGAGGAAGCUCCCGAUCAGAACCAGGACCGAUCAGGAAGAGAAGAGAGGGAAAGCAAAGGGGAAAACCUUCCUAACAACUAUGCAGACAAGGAGAGUCAGCCACAGCAGAGCCAGGACAGCAGGACAGAAGACUUGGACAUGAAAACGCAGUCCUUACAAACAGCACUUGAAGCAACUCAGGCAGAACUCCAUGAACUGAAGACUAAAUACGAUGAAGAAUCCACAGCAAAGGCCAAUGAGAUUGAAGUGGUGAUGACAGAUUUGGAAAGAGCCAAUCAGAGGGCCGAGGCGGCAGAGAGGGAGGCCGUGAGCCUGAGGGAGCAGCUCACUUCAGCUGGCAAAACCCUGCAACCAUCCAAUCAGAUCCAGAAAGCACCGGAAGUAGACAAGUCUCUGGAGGCGCUAUCUUGCAGCAGUCUGGAGGCAGAGCUGGGUGCAAAGGAAAGGGAGGUAGAGCGUUUGGCCGAGGACGUUCAGAGACUUCAAGCCAGUCUGGCCCAGCUCAGCGAGACCUCCACCAAUCAGAUCAGCCAGCUCGAGCAGCAGCUGAGCUCCAAAGAGGCCCUAUUAAAGCAACUUCAAGAAAAGCUUCAAGAGCAGUCAGACUACGAGGAGAUCAAACGAGAACUCUGCAACCUGAAAUCAAUGGAGCACAACUCAUCAGAUCAUCACUCUUCAGUACAGGACUCAUCCAAGCCAUUGGAGAUGUUGCUGACGGGGAAAGUCCAUAGCCGGCUGUCUGAGAGCGCUUUGAAACGACUGGCCAACAAUGACUUCAGUGGAUCAGUGGGGCGGAAAAGUAAAGAAACCACAGUGGAAAACCCUCAGCGUUUUCCUGCCACUCCAGUCCCUACCACACUCCAGGGGUCCCCUCCUCCCCCCUCCCCUCAGCUUUUGAUGAGGACGGGCACCGCUACCUCCGAAUCUGCUGCCAGUGCCAACGGUACACACCCUUUCUCCCCCACGGGCAUCGGGCCAGACUUCUUUACCCCCGGCAUGGCCAGCGUGGGCGCCACGUUCCCCCCGUUGGCUGGCAAAAUGGCACUCAACUCUCUUCUUCAGAGGCAGCUCAUGCAAACCAUCUACACCAAAGCCCUCCAGGACCCUUCUCCAAGUUCUGUGCUCUUCGGGCUGCCCCAUUACGCUACAACCAACUCUCUCUCCAGCCCCCUACCCCCUCAGUCAGCGGGCAGCCCGGAGGUUAAUGGCCUGGCACCCUCUCCCAGCCAGUCUGAGGGUGCAGGCAGCACGUCGGAAGGGGAGGAAAUGGACACGGCUGAGAUUGCGCGACAGGUCAAGGAGCAGCUGAUCAAACACAACAUCGGCCAGCGUGUGUUCGGCCAUUAUGUGUUGGGUCUGUCCCAAGGCUCGGUCAGUGAGAUUCUGGCCCGGCCCAAACCCUGGAGCAAGUUAACUAUCCGUGGCAAAGAGCCCUUUCACAAGAUGAAGCACUUCCUGUCUGAUGAGCAGAACAUCCUGGCGCUGAGGAGCAUCCAGGGCAGGCAGAGAGAGAACCCAGGCCAGAACCUGAACAGAGUGUUUCAGGAUGUUCCGAAGCGAAGAACCGGCUCGGAAGGCUCCACGCGGCCAGGUAACAUCACCACACGGAUCCGCACACCUGAGACCGGCUCCGAUGAAGCCAUCAAGUCCAUCUUGGAGCAGGCCAAGAGAGAGUUACAAGUGCAGAAAGCAGUUGAGAGUUCUCAGCCUCCGUCCUCCUCCAGCAACUCCGACGAGAACAUUCGUUCCAUCCUUGAGCAGGCUCGGAGGGAGAUGGAGGCCCAGCAGGUGGCUCUGGAGCCCGUACUGAAGGCCAGCUCUAUGGCCCCGACCGAUCUGUCGCUCCUGGGCUCCCCGCUCUCCAGCCUCCCCUACACCCCUAUUGCUCAGUCUCUGAAGAAGCCCUCCACCUCUCCUCUCUUGGACUUCCACAGUGGGGUGAAGAAGGAGAUGGGUGAAGUGGCCGUCUCAGAUGUGGGGGUGGACGGAGUGCACAAGUUUGGACGUCUCUCUGAGAGUGGAGGAGGUUUAGGUGGGGGUUCUUGGAGGGAGCACUGGUGGAGCACAGGUCUCUCUGAGCGUCGCGGAACCGGGCAGCCCUCUGUUAGCGAAGACGCCCACAGCCAAGAGGAUAGCAAGGAGAAGCUCCCUCGGCUGGGCAGCACUGCGCCUGUGGCUCCUGCUUCCUCUCUGGAUUACUGGAAAGACUGGCCCAGCUCAGAGUCCCCAUACUCCCAGAGCUCAGAGCUGAGUCUGCAGAUGCCCAGCGGCAGCGAGACGCCUCAGAGCAGCCCACUGCCUUCCUCCUCGCCUUUACUGUCCCUCCCCAAAGUCGCCAAACCCGUGGUGCCCCCGCUCACACCUGAGCAGUACGAGUACUACAUGUACCAGGAAGUGGACACUGUCGAUCUCACACAGCAGGUCAAAGACAAACUAGCCAAGAAUGGCAUCUGCCAGCGGAUCUUUGGCGAGAAGGUGCUGGGCCUCUCUCAGGGGAGCGUGAGCGACAUGCUCUCUCGGCCGAAGCACUGGAGCAAGCUCACGCAGAAAGGAAGAGAGCCGUUUAUACGCAUGCAGUUAUGGCUGAACGGAGAGCUGGGCCAGGCACUGCUGCCAAUGCCUGGACAGACACAAGAGAUUACUCCGAAGACCUCAGCCAGCUGCAGUCCUGCCCCAGAAUCCCCUCUGAGUUCGGCUGAGGAGUCUGUUAAAAGCCAGCAGGAGGAGCAGAUGUGCCGAGCGUCCAUCCAGGAGCCCAGCGAAACUUCCGAGUCCCAGCCCGGCACGCCUCUACCGUUACCUUUGCCGGGACACUCAGGGCUCGGCAUACAAGAGAUGGUAGCGAUGUCGCCUGAGCUGGACACCUACGCCAUCACUAAGAAAGUGAAAGAAGUUCUAACAGAUAACAACCUUGGUCAGCGUCUGUUUGGCGAGAGCAUCCUGGGUUUGACGCAGGGCUCCGUGUCUGAUCUGCUGGCCCGGCCCAAGCCCUGGCACAAGCUCAGUCUGAAGGGUCGAGAGCCGUUCGUACGCAUGCAGCUGUGGCUGAGCGACCCGCAGAACGUGGAGAAGCUCAUGGACAUGAAGCGGAUGGAAAAGAAAGCCUACAUGAAGAGGCGCCACAGCUCCAUCGGUGAGAGUCAGUCGCUGGAGACUGGUCUGUCAGGAAGUGACCUCACUCAGGGCGCCAGCCCCCAAAACCUCUCCCAGCAGCAGCAGCAGCAGCAGCAGCAGCAGCCCCAGCUGAAGAAACCCCGUGUGGUGCUGGCUCCAGAAGAGAAGGAAGCUCUGAAGAGAGCCUACCAACAGAAGCCUUACCCCUCCCCUAAAACCAUCGAGGAGUUAGCGAGCCAGCUCAACCUUAAAACCAGCACGGUCAUCAACUGGUUCCACAACUACAGAUCCCGUAUCCGGCGAGAGCUCUUUAUCGAAGAGAUCCAGGCGGCGGCCGGCGAAGGUGGGUCCCCCUCGGCGCGGCCCGGGAAGUCUGGGGGCGAGGGAGACAACAGCUGCGACGGCACCGAAUCUGACAGCACCACGGAGGGCCGACCGAGCGGCUCCGAGGAGCGCAAGGGCUUCCUGGAGAGCCCCAGCCUCAGCCACAGAGAUGAAGAGGGCGAGGCCGAGUUCCCCAGCGCCUCGGGCACCAGCAGGCCACGAGGAGGCAUCAUGGACAGCCUAUUCGGCAUCCCCGAGUCCAUAUCCGCCGCCGCGCCCCCCUGCCGAAACCCAAAGGACAGCAGUCUGCGCAAGAAGAAAGCAGCCAACCUCAACAACAUCAUCCACAGGCUGGAGAAAGCGGCGAACCGCGACGAGCCUCACGAAUGGGAGUUCUGAGGCGCCGCCAUGUUGUUGUCGUUUUAUUCUCACUUUGUCCCUCACUGAGCUAACCCGGCCAAGCCUGGUGCACACACAACUCCGGUUAACCCAAGGGUUUUCGAUUCGCUGUUUAGAAGUGGGCUAUCAGAGACAAGAACAAGAAAAGGAAACAAGUUUUUAGUCUGUUUAUUUUGUGAAGCACUUAACGGCCCUGCUGGCCACAGGGCUGUGACACCAUUGGCUAAUGGUGAAGACACAAAACUGAAAAGCACAGGAGAAGGAGCGUUCCCACGAAAUAUUCUCAAGACUGGCUACAGUCGCAAAAAAACAAAAACACAUUAUGAUAUCACAGUGUCUCUAUUUCUAAUAGAGACGUUCUCACCAACAAGCUGAAUAACUGUUACAAUAAUUGAUCAGUUCUCAAGAGUCUUGGGAGUUUCCUCUUUUGUAUCAUGUAGUCUUCAGCUGUCAGCAGAGACUAGUUCGAACCGGUUUCAAACCAGAAGUCAAGCAUUUAAAAGCAAGUGUUGGCUGAAGGAACACGGGUGCACCGUCCCACCUGCCUCUCCCUCCCUACCCCAGAGGAGGCCAUCCAAUGGCUAUGCAACUCUAGUACGCAAUGGAUUCCAGCGUAAUGGAACCCGCAUUAUUUUCACAGUUCGGAAGCUUCUCCGAUGCGAGAACAAAAUCCUUUUUAUAGCAAUUAAGUUGCCACCGAGAGAUUGCACAGUCAGUUGACUCUAAACAGCACUCCUUUUGAUUUUACACGCCGACGGCCUAAAAGAGAAAAACAAAUCAUGCGAACGAAAAAUUAUCAUCGUAAAUAAGAAUCCACGAUCACGCUAAAAUUCAUACUGUUGUUGUAAGGUCGACGCAAAUGGGAGACGGGAGUAAUUUCAUAACUCGAUAGCUAAGUGUCAAUUUUUAACGUUAUUUAGGUCUCUUGUAAGGGUAGCGCUCGUUAAUUUUUUUCCAUAGCUUUAAUCGCCUCCGCGACUUGCGUUUUGAAGCCCGCGGAGGUCUUGUUUAAUAAUAAACGUCAUUUUAGGCCAAAACAAAGACAGAUAGUGAAGAAAAAAGGAUUUGUACAGUACUUUGAGUAAAUAUUCCUGACAAGAUAUUUUUUAAAGAGAAUGAACAAGCCUGAUUUUUAUCCUCUUAUAAUAGAACCAUACAUCAGAGACCUCUAACCAAGUUGAGCGGUUUGGGCCCAUAGAAUUACAAUUCUAAUCCAAUAUCUAUGGUGUUAUAAAUUCUAAUUCUAUGGUGUGGCCAUGGGCCACUGCACUGUAUGGGCUGGUCCUCAGCACCAGGGUACCGGACGCUGAGUGUGGGGGGAAACCCACCUAACCGCUCGCUCUCGUGCAAACUCGAAACUUCAGGUUUUUCACCAGCUUCUCCAUUCACUGUUCACCGUAUACAAGCUUUUCGUGGCGUCCGCAACAUGUUCACGGCACACAUCUGUCCUCCGAGACAACUGGGAAAAUUCCUUACGAAACGGACUUGUUUUGUUUUUUCUUCAUACUGUAUAGGACUGAGGACUCGGACACAUUUGCAUCUACAUUUCUUGUUUAACACAAUU